GCGGCGUCUCUUCAGUGAGAUGAAUCUGAGGGGAGCGGUCACAAAAAAUGAAUAAAUUCAUUUAAAAAUGACAUUUAUUUCAUGCAGUUACUGAAAGUUGAUCGUGAAACUUCAGAUGGACAGACGGAAACCUGCCCUGGUGAAUCAGAGGGUACUUCUCCCGUGUUAGAGGGCGCUGUGGACGAGCCUCUGCAGCGCCUCUUCACCUUUGGUACGGAACUUGUUCUGGUGCGAAUAAACACGCCGCGCAUGCUGCGGAAGGGGAGCUGAGGCUGGAGCGAGAAGAUGGAGCAAAAGAAGAAUAACGCGGCCAAAGGCGCCUCCCGGGAUCUGCUGCUGUGCGGUAACGGAAAAGGAAUCCAUGAAAAGCUGUUAUUGAAACCUAAAGCUGCAGACUCACUGCGCACUGAAAAGGUCCCUCGAAGUAGCGUCCUCGACAGGCUCCAGAGUUUUCUGCCUCAGAUGGCUCUGGCCAAUGAGGCUUUAAAGCAGCAGAUGGAGACAGCUCCGGCAGGUCAAUUUGACAUUCAGAGCGUUGCGGAUGCAGAGAAAGUUAUUGAGAUGGACGUUGCUCUGGUGGAGCUAGAGGGCUCGGACAGCGGUGAGGAAGAAGAGGAAUCAUCUGAGGACACUAGCUCAGAUGAAGAGACUGUCACUGUGCAAAAUCUCAAACUACCCGGCGAUAAAAAGAGAAAGGCCAACAUCCAAGUGGUGGAAGGAGAAGAAGAAUGAGAUAAUAAGGCUUCUGAACCAAAGACUGGGAAUUUUUCUCUCUAGAUGAGAGACGCUUUGUGCUGAUGGGGGCCUUAAUCUUCACAGUCUCACAUUCACCACUUGCACAGAGUAUCGUACAGUUACUAUCCUCCUAAGAUGGCUGUUCUUGUUUUAGCUAUCGUAAAUAUUAACCUGAACCGGAGGGUAAUUGUUAUUCAUGCAUUGCUUAGCAAGGACUACCAUGUUUGCUCAGUUUGAUGUACUGAGGCGUUUCACAUAGCAUGGUUAAUGCAGUGUAUUGCUGUUCUAUGGAGAUUUUGUAUGGGUUUUUUUUGUUGUUGUUUUUUUUUUAUGUGCAAUAGUGUCUUUUGAUAUAUGGUUACUUUGUUUCUUGUACAGCCCUAAUCUGCAGCCAUUUACUGAUUUGGAGCAUUUUGAUUACACUAAUUGUAUUGGAGCCAACACUGGCCAUUUUGUGUUCAGAGCAUUUGCGAUCUAAACCUCAGGAAUCCCACACUUAAAAUGUUUAAGUAACCAACAUACGUCACCAUCUGCCUGUUAUUAAGAUGUUCCACAGGUUUUUUUUUUUUAAUAAACAUCUUAACAUGA
Molecule: messenger RNA, 1323 nt
Organism: Pygocentrus nattereri (red-bellied piranha)
Lineage: Eukaryota; Metazoa; Chordata; Actinopteri; Characiformes; Serrasalmidae
Gene: nopchap1
Product: chromosome 1 C12orf45 homolog
Exons: 4
Coding region: 286-732 (148 amino acids)
Biological process (GO): box C/D snoRNP assembly
Molecular function (GO): box C/D methylation guide snoRNP complex binding
Source: RefSeq, a predicted model, not a curated record